UAUAUAUAUAUAAGCGCCUUAAUACCCUACAAACAUUACAUUGCUACAGCUUUCUAGUUCGGUUUAUCAAGCGGAGCAGAUGCCUAUAACUGCAGCUGGAAUCACUACGUUUCCACAGAGAUUACGACUAAUUAGGUCACAGCAAAUGCAUCAAAUUAAACGUAGGAUGAGCAGUACGUUUUCAGGGAGGGAGGAAAUAUGGAGGAAUGAGGAGGAGGAGGAAGAGGAGGAGAUAAAGAAAGGGUCGACGUGGUGGAUGCCACAUCCUCGAACAGGAAUAUAUUUUCCAGUAGGCCAAGAACGAGUAAUGGAUGACAUACCAAAUGGUGCUGCCUCUCUUCCUCAGACUUAUUGGCUUAGGAGUGAAGAUGGUGUUGACAAACCUGAUCCUGAUUUUCCCAUUGCCCAUCACUUUACCAAUUAUACGCAUCGCUAUUGAUUUAAGGCCAAAACAUUUUCCUAUCUUCCAAAAAUAACCAGUGCUAGCUCUUACUACUACUAAAUACUACGUGACAAAAUAAUGUAUUAUUACAUGGUUUCAUAAGUAAUCCACUGUAUGUAUGUUUUGAAAGAAUAAAUAGUCAGAUACAUAUCGUAAUACAGUCAAACUUCUUUAU
Molecule: messenger RNA, 617 nt
Organism: Nicotiana tabacum (common tobacco)
Lineage: Eukaryota; Viridiplantae; Streptophyta; Magnoliopsida; Solanales; Solanaceae
Source: RefSeq, a predicted model, not a curated record